Messenger RNA from Sycon ciliatum, 1047 nucleotides. RefSeq lists its product as uncharacterized. Bases 1 to 1047 code for a protein of 348 amino acids. NCBI's taxonomy places the organism in Eukaryota, Metazoa, Porifera, Calcarea, Leucosolenida, Sycettidae. The transcript has a single exon. The record is from RefSeq and is a predicted model, not a curated record.
AUGUCUGCACGUGGCUUCCAUGACUGGGAAGAAGCCCAGUACAAGCACAAUUUCCGGAUGGGAAGGGAGGCAUUUUGGCGUCUGCACGCACUGGUGAAAGUACCUCUGACAAAACAGGAUACGCAUCUGAGGAAGUGUGUGCCUUCGUGCAAACGUCUAGCUAUCACUCUUCAUUGGUUUGCGCAUGCCCCGUCGUUUUCUCAGCUAGCACUGCUGUAUGGAGUUGGCAAAACUACUGCUGUGCAUAUCGUCCAUGAGACUGCUGCGGUUUUCAAGGCUGCACUUGUGGCAAAAUCGGUAGCGUUCCCUGAAGGUGCUGAGCUGAACCGAGUCAUGAUUGAUUUCCAGGAUUUGUGUGGUCUGCCGUAUUGCGCUGGCGCCAUAGAUGGAACUUUCAUGGAGAUAGAGAAGCCUGUGGCACACGGUGAUGUGUACUGGUGUUAUAAAAAGUAUCCGUCCAUUAUGAUACUAGGCACUGUGGACGCCAGAGGGAUAUUUACGAAUGUCAACUGUGGGCGACCGGGAUCUGUUGGUGACGCCGCGGCAUUUGCGUCGUCUGCAUUACGACAGAACAUUGUGGACAAGAAAUGGUUGGUGUCCAACCCACUGCCCAUCGGUCAACUACAAAUUCAGCCCUAUCUGGUUGCCGACUCCGCAUUUGCCCUGAACACCUUCACCAUGAAGUGCUUCACCACCCCAGUCACCCCCGCACAGCAGUCCUUUAACUAUCGGCUGAUUCGGACUCGGCGCGUAGUUGAACAAGCCUUCGGAAGGCUCAAAGGUCGCUUCCGAAUUUUAGUCCAUAGCAGCAUCAGGGAUCCCCGCUUCGCUGCUGAUGUCGCUGUUGUUGCCUGCGCUCUGCACAACGUGUGCGAGCGGUGGAGCUGCCCCUAUGAGCAGCAGUGGACAGUCGACCCUGCGCAGUAUGCCAUGCACCAUCCUGGACCUGACGACCAUGCCAAUGUUCAACGAGAAGAGGGUGGUGAUGCCGUCAGGAAUGCACUUGCCAGCUAUGCCCAUGAAAAUUUCCCCUUGCAGGUUGUGUAG